GCCGGCGCCCCAGCGGGAGCGGAGCGGAGCGGAGCGGGGCCGCCUUCUGAAGUCGGAGCAGUAGCCAGUGAAUCAGCGGUGAACCUGUUGGAAGAGCCCACACCUGUAUUUUACAGCGCUUUGGGUGGAAACUGGAUGUGAAAAUGAAGCCAGACCGAGAUACUCUAGAUGAAUACUUUGAAUAUGAUGCAGAGGAGUUCUUAGUCUCAUUGGCCUUACUGAUAACAGAAGGACGAACACCUGAAUGUUCUGUCAAAGGUCGGACCGAAAGCUUCCAUUGUCCGCCAGCCCAGUCCUGCUACCCAGGGACUGCCAAACAUGAAUGCAGCGAUAAGCUGGCCCAGUGUCGCCAAGCCAGACGAACCAGGUCUGAGGUCACACUGUUGUGGAAAAACAAUCUUCCAGUCAUGGUGGAGGUGAUGUUGCUACCAGACUGCUGCUACAGCGAUGAGGGCCUGACUACAGAGGGUGCUGAGCUCACUGACCCUGCGAUUGAGCAGGAUGCACUGUUACUGGAAAGGUGGAUCCUGGAGCCAGUUCCUCGACAGAAUGGUGAUCGAUUCAUUGAAGAAAAGACUCUUCUGUUGGCUGUCCGCUCAUUUGUGUUUUUUUCUCAGUUAAGUGCUUGGCUAAGUGUUUCUCAUGGUGCUAUUCCACGAAAUAUUCUUUACAGAAUCAGUGCUGCUGAUGUCGACCUACAGUGGAAUUUUUCACAGACUCCAACUGAGCAUGUGUUUCCUGUUCCCAACAUUUCUCACAGUGUGGCCUUGAAAGUCAGCGUUCAGUCUUUACCAAGACAGUCUAAUUACCCAGUUUUGACCUGUAGUAUUCACACUAACAUUGGCCUUUAUGAGAAAAGAAUUCAAGAACAUGAACAUAAAACCCAUCUGCCCCACAGUCCUAAUGAAGCAGAACAAUACAGUCCAAACAGCCCUCCACGCCUGUGUAACAAACAAAUGUGGACUGUGGCCCCGCAAAGUGUGUUGCAUGUAAGAACUGGCCCAAGCUCAGAGUACACUGGGGCCGCCAGAAAUACCAAACUGUAUCCUGGCUGUGGCAGCAGAUGUGACUAUGGGAUGUCUCAAGCCAGCAUUCGGGGCUUUGGUGGCAUAGGAAGUGUGAAGCCUCAUGAACCAUCAGUGAGAACAUUGAAGUCAUUUUCAAUGGUUGACCCCUGUGUCUCUGGCUGCCAGAGUUCCCAGCAGUCUGGCGAGGCUAACCCUUUAAUAGACUGUUUAAUUCAGGACCGACAGGAAGUUAUUGCAAGAAUUGCCCAGCAUUUGAUUCACUGUGAUCCAAGCGCUUCACAUAUUCAGGAGUCUGUUCCAUUUAGUUCAAAACUUUGCCGAGUUUCACAAGAGAAUAAUGAAAAUACAAGAAAAUGUAAAGAAACAUUCUCCAUUUCUUUUAGUAGUCCAGACUUGAUGUCCUCAGAAGACACUAAUGAAGGGAAAAUUCAAGUAAAAUCAGAAAGUCCUCGAAGUGAAACUAGCAGUUCUAAUGGUAUCUACUCUCAUCAGUGUGCUGGAGAGACUAAUCCUCUGAUAGGCUCUUUACUCCAGGAGCGACAAGAUGUCAUUGCAAGAAUUGCUCAGCACUUGGAAUACAUCAACCCAACAACAUCUCACAUUCCCCGGCCACUAUUCAGCAAGCACAACUCCAAUUCCAUUCCUUCUAAAGUGUUUAGAAGUUCAUAUGAAGAAAAAAAUUUGUUACAGAAAAAUAGGGACAAUGUCCCUGUUUCUAUUUCUCAUACAGAAGUUUCCUGCUUAGGCGACAGCAUCAGUGGGAAAAACUCAGUGCUUAGUAAAUAUCUCAGUGCUUCCCAAUCCCAAGGUAAUAGAAAAAAAAGGGCAUCAUUAACUCCCCAAAUAAGAAGCCAGUGUCCUAAUAGUCCUAGGGAACCUACCCAAAGCACCUGUCAGGAGACACAGAAUAGAACAAGUAGCUUAGUAAUGUUCUCAAAUAUGACUCCUUGCAAUGAAAAUAAUGUAGACUUGGCAAGCAUAUUGGAAAAUAAAUCAUGUAAAUUUAAGGAGCAUGAAAUUGAUAAACAGUGUUCAAAUUACAACAGUAUAGACAAACAGGUUUGCACAAAUAAAUUCAAGGAGAAAAUAAAAAAUGAGAAUUUCAAUCUAGAUUCACUGGAUAAUCUCCAAUUUGACAAUUCCAGAACUGUUGAUUCAAAAAUAAAAGUUGCUAUGUUAGAAAUGUCCGAAUAUUUAAACAAGUAUGAAAAUAAUUGUUCAAAUAAAGACUUGAAAAAGCUAAAGACAUGUGAGCAAAAUACUGAACUUAAUAACACAGAAAACUGUCUCAAAAUAACUGAAGAUUUUAUAUGCAAAAAGUCAGACCAAUUAAAAAAUGAGGAUGAGAAAGAAUAUCCAGUUGAUGAAAAAUCUCCAACCUGUUCUCAAAGGAAAAGUGUCAAAGACUGCAUGUCUACAUGUAAGCAAGUGGACAAUACAGAGGUGUUGCACAGGGCUACUCUGAAACAUUCACCUGUCUGGCAAAAACAUCAUUUUCCUUCUUUGGAUGGAACUUCAACCAGAGCUUUUCACCCUCAGACUGGUCUGCCUCUUCUUUCAAGUCCUGUUCCUCAAAGGAAAACACAGUCAGGUUGCUUUGAUCUGGACACUUCAUUGCUGCACCUGAAGAGCUUAUCACCCAAAAGCCCUCGACCAUGUUUAAACAUUGAAGAAGAUCCAGAUACUCAUGAAAAGCCUUUUUUGAGUUCUAGUGCUCCACCUAUCACCAGUCUUAGUCUGCUGGGAAAUUUUGAGGAAUCUGUUCUGAAUUAUCGGUUAGAUCCCCUCGGCAUAGUGGAUGGUUUCACUGCUGAGGUUGGAGCCAGUGGGGUUUUCUGCCCCACACAUCUGACUCUCCCCGUGGAGGUGUCGUUCUACAGCGUUUCUGACGACGACGCUCCCUCUCCUUACAUGGGUGUGAUUACUUUAGAGUCCCUUGGUAAAAGGGGUUACCGAGUACCUCCUUCAGGAACAAUACAAGUGACCUUAUUUAAUCCUAAUAAGACUGUGGUGAAGAUGUUUGUUGUGAUAUAUGACUUACGAGACAUGCCCGCCAAUCAUCAGACAUUCCUGCGACAAAGAACCUUUUCUGUGCCUGUUAAACAAGUGAAGAGAAGUAUUCAUAAAGAGAACAUCCACCAUACAGAACGGCUGUUACGCUACCUCAUACAUUUGAGGUUCCAGAGUUCCAAAUCUGGAAAGAUCUACCUCCACAGAGAUGUGCGGCUUCUAUUCUCUCGAAAGUCAAUGGAGGUCGAUAGUGGGGCUGCGUAUGAACUCAAAUCAUACACUGAGUCACCAGCAAACCCCCAGUUUUCACCCCGGUGUUGAUGAGGAGUGACAAGCUAAUACAGUCACGCAGUACUGAAGAUUGAAUAUAAACAGUAGCUUAGAUUGGAGUGCACCAAAUCAACAGCCAGGAGAGUGGGUCCUCUCCUGUCGUCCUGGACCAGUUUUAUGAUUCCUAAAAUGAGAUCUGUAAUUCCAAGUGGACUGGAAACACAUCAGUGCUUCUGUACUGUGGAAACCACUUCAUUGGACAGUUGCAAUAGCAGAAUUCCCAGUUAGAGUAGUGUUUACACAUUUUAUUUCUGUUAUUUAAUAUUUAAUGUUUUCCUUAGUACUCAAGUGAUGUUUGUCUCUAGUGUUCUAAUGUAGCACAAAUCCUAUGUAAAAUCAUACCAUGUAUUUUUGACAUUAAUGUUGAAAUCUGAAAUAUAUGCACAAGUCUUUGAUUUUGUGUGGUGUGUUUUAAAUGCUGUUCAUUUAGGCUAUUGGAAAUGGGAAUGAAAUGUUGAGCUUCUUUAUGAUGAACGCACUAUGCAAGCAUGUGUACUUUUUAUAUCUCUGCCUUUAGUUUUGCAGCAGCCCACACCACCAAGCUGAGAAGGCACAGUGUGGACAGAGCUGCUUUGUGCUCUCCUUGCAAGCCCACAGCAUCACACCCAUUCUUACGCCUUUAGAAUUCCUUAUUCCCCAAACGGUUCUAUUUUUCCUUACUACUAUAGAGCUUUACGUUAGAUUGCUGGCCCAUGCUAGACAAUUUUCUCAAACUUAAAAAUAUGUACUUUGAAAAAAAAAUAAUAUUUAUAUGGCAAAUAUAUGCAAAAAAAAACAAAAAAAACUGUGUUUUUGGAUUUCUUUUCAGAUGAAUCGGGCAUUGGGCAGUUUGCAUUCUGUCUCCACAGCUGCCAAGGAGAGGGACUGUCAGCACUCGAAACACUAAGCAAGGCAGCCUGCCUGGCUUUCCUCCUGGCAUGUUAGAAGGAGCAAAGGUGGUUAGAUAGAUGCUGGUGCGGGGACAAUGGCAACAGCAGACUAAAAACAAGACAUCCUAGGAGUGCAUGGGUAGGAGUGGUGCUUUAUGCUGUAAUCCCAGCACUCCAAAGGCACAAAAAACAGCAUGUGUUGACAUUUUCUCCCUGUAUUUAUUAGGGUGGUUUUGUCUGUCCCCCAGCCCUGUCUGCUGUCACUCUGCUGAUGUCUCCAUGUGUGGUUCUUUCCCUGCACUGCCCAGGCUGGCCUUGAACUCAGUGUUCCUCCUGCCUCUGCCUCCCAAUUGCUGGGAAUUAAAGGUUGUGUCAGUGCAUCACAGUUUAGUGAUAUGCCAGUAAAAAUGACAGCUGCCAACAUUGCUACAUGUGGUUAAGUAACAGGUGUACUUGGCAGUUUUUUCACAUAAGUAAAGUGAGUCAUAGCAUAAGGUUAUGAAAAACCUUGCCAUCUGGAGCUUUUCUCAGAUGAGAAUGAAGGCAUUUAUGAGGGAUGAAAUGGAACCAACUUGAACGCAUCUUCCCCACUAGAUACUGAUUGUUCUACAAAGUAAACUAAGGGAAACUUUCAGUGAUUUUUGUCUUUGGGAUCAGUACUCAUUCCUAUUUUGUGAAUAAAGCAAUGAUUCUCUUUUUAA
Molecule: messenger RNA, 4938 nt
Organism: Jaculus jaculus (lesser Egyptian jerboa)
Lineage: Eukaryota; Metazoa; Chordata; Mammalia; Rodentia; Dipodidae
Gene: Atosa
Product: family with sequence similarity 214 member A
Exons: 13
Coding region: 144-3359 (1071 amino acids)
Source: RefSeq, a predicted model, not a curated record